AAAGGAGGGAGACUCAACAGAACUCCCAUUCUAAGUAUCCACUGAGAAGAAGGAAAGCUCUAAGCAGGCAGAAGAGGGAGAAAGAGUGUCUGCUUUCAAUCCUUCCAUCACUGCCAUUCAGAAAACACCACCAAGAUGCCAGGGGGCUGCCUCCAACUCCUGUUCUGUGCCCUGUGCAGCUUACGGGUCAUCCAAGCCUUCCCCAAUGCUUCCCCCCUGCUCAGCCUCAACUGGGGGGGUCUGACUCACCUCUACACAGCCACAGCCAGGAACAGCUACCACCUGCAGAUCCACAAAGAUGGCCACGUGGAUGGGACUCCUCAUCAAACCAUCUAUAGUGCCUUGAUGAUCAGAUCAGAGGAUGCUGGGCUAGUCAUAAUAACUGGUGUGAUGAGCAGGAGAUAUCUCUGUAUGGACAUCAGGGGCAACAUCUUUGGUUCGCAUUUCUUCAACCCGGACAACUGCAAGUUCAAGCACCGGACACUAGAAAAUGGGUAUGACAUCUAUCAUUCUCCCCAGAACAACUUCCUGAUCAGCCUUGGCAAGGCAAAGAGGGCCUUUCUGCCAGGCAUGAAUCCACCUCCGUACUCUCAAUUCCUGUCUCGGAAGAAUGAGAUCCCCAUAAUCCACUUCAACACACCUGAACCCCACCGGCACACCAGGAGUGCUGAAAACAGUCCUGACUUGGACCCAAUGAAUGUGCUGAAACCCCGACCAAGGAUGACUCCCUGCUCUCAGGAACUCUACAGUGCUGAAGAGAACAGUGUAGUGGAUGAUGACCCUUUGGAAGUACUUAGAAAUAGCAAUCGACUGAAGCCCUUCCCUGGUAGGCUGGGUUUAGAAAGGUGCCACCAUGUUCCCAAGACUGAUUAACUGGACAACAAUAAAAUCCCAUUUAACUAUCCCUGAUCCAUCUUAUUAGCAACUAGCCCAUCUUUGAGGGGCCUAGAGAGGUUCUUUAAACCUUAAAGAACAAGGGAGAGAUUAAUCUUUUCCUCUCCCUUCCUACCUUAGGACCCCCUGGGAAUUAAACCUGGAAUACUGUACUAAGACCUAGGACUUCAUCCCUAGCCUGAAUGAUAGAGUUGUGCUCUCUUUCCAGCCUUGCAACUGACAUUCCAAUCAAGGCCCUCAUAUGGAUGGUCCUCCUUCAUCUUGAAUCAACUAUUAAGAGUCUAUACCUUUUCUAAAGUGUGGGAGCAGGGUCUUUCUCCUCUUCCAUAUCAACAGACUUUGGCACAUUAAUAGCAUAAAUCCUGUGACUUCCUUGAGUUUAAGAUGAUGGGUGGAGGAUGUUGGGUGGUGGGAAAAUACAUCAACUUAGAAACCAGAAAGACUUGGAUCUAUAGUGACCAGCCAAACUUUAGCCCAACUUUCGCUCUUCAGGGUGACUCAUACCCUUUCUUCAUGCUCUUCCUCCUUUUAAAUCAGGAUGAGAUCUAUAAGGCAAGAAUUCCCCAACCCCAUAGAUAAUCCCAUGACAUUGCCUUAUAAAUAGCUCUUUCUCUAUUUGCUUAUGACCAGUAACUAUUCAAAAUACACAAACGGUAAAUUCAUUGUUCUUGCCCUUGAGCACCUUUUUACCAAGAAGGGACCAGGAAAUAUGCCAGAAAGAGCCACAGUUCCCUGUCAGGGAGAUACAUAUUGCCCUUCAUUCCCUUAAUCCAUUAUAGGCCAGGCCACGGAGUCAUUCCCAACCUUAGCCAAAGUCAGUCAAAGACAGAAGGCAAAGGCAUUUCCAAUCUUGAAAACUAAAACACUCUGCACUUUUUGGAGGAACUCUAGACCUCUGGUUUUUACCUUUUUUAAGGUGACCUUAGUUUGAGGCCAUCCAGUACAGUCUGCAGCUUCCCUUUGCAGUAGGAAUAAAUUCAAAUUCUUCAGAGAAGCCUUUACAAAAUUUCCUCAUCUAGGGUUAGUGACCCUGUUCUGGAUGGUCAUCAAAAUGCAGAAGGAAGCUGUUCAAGUUUUUCUGUUUGUCAGCAGAUUUCUGAGGGUCUUUUUCAAUGGCCAAUUCCAGUAUUGAAGUUAUCCUCUGAGAUCAGACCAGAUCAUGUCUCUCUGAUUAAUGAUUCCUAUUUGUAAAGCACUGUGCUAAGCAUCAAGAAUGCAAAAGCAAAAAGGAAACCUCCUCCCUUCAAAGAACUUUAAUUGUUAUUACUAAUGGGAAAUUUGAAGAAAGAAUCAGAGAAAAAGGAAUACAAGGCAGUGAGAGUCACAUCUUUUUUCUUUAUAACUGGCUAGGAAUGUGUGCUUGCUUUCUCUCCUAAGCAUUCCCCUAAAAGUGAAUUUCUUAAGACACCACCCACCACCUUCCAUAACUCUAAGUUUGUUGAGUUUCAUUGCAUGCUAAACACAUCACUUCUGUGACUCACCUGAGAGAAAGAAUGACAGAUAGAGGGAAGGGGUACACUGACUGCAAAACAACUAAGACUCAGUUCCAUGGUAGACAGACAAACUCUCACCAGGCAAUGUUUGCUUUUCUAUGGUUUCUAUACAAUUUCAUCACUCCCCUCCUCCUUUGCAAAUCAGGAUGAGACCUUUAAGGCUAGAAUCCUAUGGAUUUCCAAACCCAAAGGUGAUCCUCAGAAAUCAUUUUGGAAACAGUCUUGGGGCCUACAUUAUCUAGGAACAAUAAAUAAAAGAUUUGUCUAAGCUGAUCACUAAUCCUCACUUCCCCAAGGCUGCCCCAAUUUCUGGACAUGAUGCCAAAGAAAACUCAGCAUAGGACACCAAAUAUGGAAAUUCUAGAAGUCUGAGCCUCUGGGACUUAAACCAUCAUUUAUUAGAUCAUGUGACUCCAGUCUACCAUCUCUAAUUUUGAAGCCCUUUCUCCUCUUCUAAGUUCUUCCCUAAGGUGGUCAAGGUAGACAACUAAUAUCAAGCAGUACAAUAGAUUCAGACAAGACCUUACUCCUCUGUUUACCUUCCUUCAUUUCUAUCAUGUUCUCAUUGCUGGAGCCUGAAUCACUCUUUGCACUUUUCAGAGGGACAACAGUCCUUUGCCUUUUUUAUUUUAAAUUAAAAUUUAAAGUCUCUAUUUGGAAGCACCCCCCAAAAAAACUAUGCCUAACACUAAAAAGCAAUGUGCAGAAGAUUUUUGAAAAAUAUGUUCUCCAUGUUUCCUUUUGAGGUUCUGACAUGGAGAAAUGGAUGGGAAACUAGAAAGCAAUUCUAUAGUUGACCAGUGUGAGUACUAACCAACAGCCAUUAGGGAGGUCUCUCUUUGGAGGAGAAGUGAGGCAAUCCACUGUAAUUCCAGAAGUAUUACUUUGGAAGUAAAAGUAUUUAUUUAUUUAUUAGAAGGUUUUGUCUAUCACUUGAUAUUUAUGGAUAUUUAUAAUGAUGUAGCUCCACUUGUUUCUUUGCUUUUACUUUUUCA
Molecule: messenger RNA, 3382 nt
Organism: Monodelphis domestica (gray short-tailed opossum)
Lineage: Eukaryota; Metazoa; Chordata; Mammalia; Didelphimorphia; Didelphidae
Gene: FGF23
Product: fibroblast growth factor 23
Molecular function (GO): growth factor activity
Source: RefSeq, a predicted model, not a curated record